Molecule: messenger RNA, 3237 nt
Organism: Chionomys nivalis (European snow vole)
Lineage: Eukaryota; Metazoa; Chordata; Mammalia; Rodentia; Cricetidae
Gene: Vdr
Product: vitamin D receptor
Exons: 9
Coding region: 99-1445 (448 amino acids)
Biological process (GO): positive regulation of transcription by RNA polymerase II; multicellular organism development; negative regulation of transcription by RNA polymerase II
Cellular component (GO): nucleus
Molecular function (GO): nuclear receptor activity; vitamin D response element binding; zinc ion binding
Source: RefSeq, a predicted model, not a curated record
UCUGCUGGUCAGACAUACCUGCAAGACUUCCCAGGAGAGCAUCCUUGGACCCUGCUCACCCCUGCUCCUUCAGGAAGGGCUCUCCUAGGCCGGUGGCUAUGCUACAGGUGCCAGCCCUAUCUGGCACUGACUUUCACCCUGGCUGUGACCUGCCUGCUGUUCCUACAGGGAUGGAGGCAAUGGCAGCCAGCACUUCCCUGCCUGACCCAGGUGACUUUGACCGGAAUGUGCCUCGGAUCUGUGGAGUGUGCGGAGACCGAGCCACGGGCUUCCACUUCAAUGCCAUGACCUGUGAAGGCUGCAAAGGCUUCUUCAGGCGGAGCAUGAAGAGGAAGGCACUGUUCACCUGUCCCUUCAACGGAGAUUGCCGAAUCACCAAGGACAACCGCCGUCACUGCCAGGCCUGCCGGCUCAAACGCUGUGUGGACAUUGGCAUGAUGAAGGAAUUCAUUCUAACAGACGAGGAGGUGCAGCGUAAGCGGGAGAUGAUCAUGAAGAGAAAAGAGGAAGAAGCCUUGAAGGACAGUCUGAGGCCGAAGUUAUCGGAGGAACAGCAACGCAUCAUAGCCAUCCUCCUGGAGGCCCACCACAAGACCUAUGACCCCACCUAUGCUUACUUCAGGGAUUUCCGGCCUCCGGUUCGUACGGAAGGGAGUGAGGAGAGCUAUCCUGAAAGGCCCACAUUCGGCUUCUCCGGGGUGUCCUCCUCCUCCUCCAGCUCCGAUCUGUACACCACCUCACUAGACAUGAUGGAACCGUCCAACUUUUCCAACCUGGAUCUGAAUGAAGAGGACUCUGAUGACCCCUCCGUGAGCCUGGAUCUCUCGCAGCUCUCCAUGCUGCCCCACCUGGCGGACCUGGUCAGCUACAGCAUCCAAAAGGUCAUUGGCUUUGCCAAGAUGAUCCCCGGAUUCAAGGAUCUCACCUCUGACGACCAGAUUGUCCUGCUCAAGUCAAGCGCCAUCGAGGUUAUCAUGCUGCGCUCCAACCAGUCUUUCACCAUGGAUGACAUGACUUGGGACUGUGGCUCCCAGGACUACAAGUAUGAUAUCACUGACGUCACCAAAGCUGGGCACACCCUGGAGCUGAUUGAGCCCCUCAUAAAGUUCCAGGUGGGGCUGAAGAAGCUGAACUUACACGAGGAGGAACACGUCCUGCUCAUGGCCAUUUGCAUUGUUUCCCCAGACCGACCUGGGGUACAAGACGCCAAGCUGGUUGAAGCCAUUCAGGACCGCCUCUCCAACACGCUGCAGACCUAUAUCCGCUGCCGCCACCCACCGCCAGGCAGCCACCAGCUCUACGCUAAGAUGAUCCAGAAGCUGGCUGACCUGAGAAGCCUCAAUGAGGAACACUCCAAACAGUAUCGCUCCAUCUCCUUCCAGCCCGAGAAUAGCAUGAAGCUCACACCCCUUGUGCUGGAGGUGUUUGGCAAUGAGAUCUCCUGACCAGGGUAGCCUGCAGCGGUGCCUGGGUGGGGCCGCUCCUCCAGGGCCCCGUGCCCAGGCUCUGGGCAGGUUGCAGUCCAGCAGUGCCUCCUGCCCCCUUCUGGAGUUCAGUCCUUCCUCUGCCAUUGCCCACGUCUGUCGGGCCCAUCCUUUCCCCUGCCCAGCCUGUCUCCCUUUCCUGCAGACCACAGGUUGACCCUGUCCCUUGAGACUUCAGUUAAGGAGAGACUGCUACUCAUUUGACAAAGAAACUCAAGCGGGCAUAGAGGGCAGAGGCCGAAGGCAGAGCCCUGCCUGGGGAUGCUCCCAUUAUAAGGGGCUACUGCUUGUGUCAAGGGAGGCAGGCAGGAGAAAUGUGCCCAUGUCUCAGGGACAGGUACCUGUACCUCCCCCCAACUCCAGCCCCACCUACCCAGAGCCUAAUGAGAAAUUCCCUACCCCUGCCAAAAAGGGUACCCACCUACCCACACAAUCCCCUGCAUCCCAUCUCAUCCUGCCGCCAGUGUGUGCUAUUCCAUCCCAGGACCUCCUUCUUUUGUUUUAUACUCAUGGACUUGUUCACUGCCAAGAUGACCAAAUACACUACCACACUAACCAAUGAGUACUCCCCUAGCUCCAGAAUUCCCACCUAUGAGGUUUUGCCAUGGGAAUUCUCCAGGGCCAGGACCUCUGGACCAGGGGGCUUCUUCCCCAUCCCAGAACCACUGUCCUAGAAAGCACCUAAGGAUAGGUCCCAGGGGAUGGGACACAGGCCAAGUAAAGAAGAACAGAGCCAGCCUCUUCUUCCCGCAGGACAAUGAAUGAGACCCCUCUGUCCUUGUCAUCAAGUAGAGGGUCCCUCAGCCUGGAGAUAGUGGAACCGCUCCUCUUACCUACACAUGUGUCAGGACCAAAUGUCCCCAACUUUCAGAAGAUCCCCAGCCCUGUCUUCACCCCUUACCCUGCCAGUGCCUUACCACCUACCUAGAAAAGACCCUUUUUCUCUGGCUUCCCGGGAACUCACCAAGAAUGUCCACAAGUCAUCUCCGCUUCCCCGUCAACCCCAUUUGGAGCAGCAGUGUCUCACUUGCCUAGGGGAGCUACCUUUUCUUCCUAUUAGAAGGAGAUGGGGGAAAACCAAGAGCUCCCCGAGUGGAGCUCCAAGCCUGCUAUUCAGAUAGAAAACCAGACAGGAUCACUCCUCACCUCCGGAGACAGAGAGGGGUGAUCAGAACGUGUGGAGUACAAAGAUAUGGGACCAGUUCCCUGAUUCGCACCCACCACCCAAAGUCAAGGGAGGCCUAUGAAACAGACAGGCAAUGGGCUAGGUGCACAUCUUCAAACUCCAUUCUUCUGUGGCAGCCCAGCCCAGGAGCUUGGAACCCUGAUCUCGCUCACCCCAAGUACAGCCCUUUCUGAUCAUGGAUGUGUGGGACCCAUACAGAAGAGGUUCUCAUAAGGGUACUCAUAGAAGGUCCUUAGGUGGAUGCCUGAUUUAGAAAACACGGCCACAUUGAAAGCAGCAAUACAGGUCAGUGGGAACAUAGUUACGUUUUUUUUGUAUUCCCCGGAAACCCUGGGACAAGACAGAUUUAACACUGCAAGGACGAUUAGUAUCCACCUUGCCCUGCAUGUCCCAGAAUUCAAGUGGAAAGCAUCUGGGGCCACAUUCCCAGAUUGCAGAAUGGCAUACAGAAGGUUUCAUUUUAAAUUUCUUAGAUCAGGGUUGUUUUCAGAAUUAGACCCCACCUAGACUGUGUCCUAACACCGAGGUGGCAGCACCUGAAUCAGCAAUGUGUGUGUGUGUGUGUGU